This is a messenger RNA of Brassica napus (rape), 1503 nucleotides long. RefSeq lists its product as uncharacterized. The record is from RefSeq and is a predicted model, not a curated record. The transcript is spliced from 4 exons. The coding region runs from base 1 to 1503 and encodes 500 amino acids. Lineage: Eukaryota; Viridiplantae; Streptophyta; Magnoliopsida; Brassicales; Brassicaceae.
AUGGAAUUGACAAGUUCCUUUGAAGACCUAAGGCGUAUGGCUUUUGAAGAUUUUGGAAUUGACCAAAACCUUAUCGGGCUUGAGUUAGGCUACUUAUCUAUGGAGUUAAUCAGUUCAAUAGACUGUCCCCCAGUUAUCAUUGAGAGUGAUCGGCAAAUCAAAAAAUUUCUUACAUAUGUACGUGGAAAAGCUUCUACAAGGUUGUGUGUGUAUACUUCACCUAUCAGUGGAAACAACAACAACAUUGGGGUUGAUAAUGAGAAAUAUAACUCGCCUUUUAGAGAGCAAGGUGAACAUACCUCGUUUCCCCCUCGAGAUGACACUGUUAGUUCAUCUGAAUCAAGCAAGGAUGUCGAAGAUAAUUGUAACUCAAACAGCUAUGAAGAAGAUGAUGUUCUCGCCAUAAGUGCAAAAGAAGAUGAUAGUGGAAAAAGUGUUAUGUUUUCUUUGAUGGAUGCUGUGAAGAGGGGUCAAACAUUUCAAAACAAAACCAUGUUGAAAGCAGCAUUAGAAAUGUCAGCAAAAAAACAUAACUUCGAUUACAAAGUUGUGAAAUCUGACAAAAAACUUUGGUACAUCCGAUGCAUUGACAACCAUUGCAAAUGGAGUGUCCGGGCUGAGGGGUUAUCAGGUUCCACAUAUUUAAUCAUCAAAAAAUAUGUGGUGGAUCAUACAUGCGCUGCGUCGAAUAUAAAUAAUGGUGGUCGGACAGCUUCUGCAAAAACAGUUGGCGGUCUAAUAAUGCAUAGGUAUGAUGGUGUGAAAGAAGGUCCCAAAACUAAUGAUGUCAUACAUAUUAUGAGGAUGGAACAUGGAUGCGAGAUAUCUAAGUCCUUAGCAUGGGGUGCUCGGGAGUUUGCAAUUGGCAUGGUUAGAGGUAUUCCAGAGAAGAGUUUUGGAAAAAUUCAAAUACGAGGUUUUCAGACAGCCAUGCGCCAAUUUCUUGUUGUUGAUGGGACAUUUUUGAAGAGCAAAUACAAAGGGGUAUUACUUGCUGCGACAGCUUUAGAUGGAAACUCUAACUUGUAUCUUGUUGCGUUUGCGGUUGUGGACUCAGAAAACGAUCGUUCAUGGGAUUGGUUUAUGAGACAGCUAAAGGUUGUUGUUGCGGACGAAAAUUCUCUAGCUUUUGUGUUAGACAAAAAUGCCUCACUUUGUAAGAGGAAAGGGACUGGCUGGUUGAUUGCAAAAGCUUCUAAAGCUUAUAGAGUCAUUGAUUUUCAGAAGCGAUUCCAAGCUGUGUGCAAUAUUAGUCCAGCAAUUGGAAAAUAUUUAACAGAUGCAGAUGUUACAAAGUGGGCUUGCUAUCAGUUUCCAGGAUUCAGACACGCAAUCAAGACUGGUUUAACAGUUGGUCGAGCCCCAUCCUCACUAACGGAUGACAUGUACACGACUUCCACUUGGAGAACAGCUUAUCAAGAAACUAUCAAUCCAAUAGGUGUUCCUGAGGAUAGUUGGGUUGUUCCAGAUGAUGUUCGGAAUGCUAAUGUGGUUCCUCCUUAA